Messenger RNA from Trichomycterus rosablanca, 1654 nucleotides. RefSeq names its product multiple epidermal growth factor-like domains protein 9. The record is from RefSeq and is a predicted model, not a curated record. The transcript has 6 exons. NCBI's taxonomy places the organism in Eukaryota, Metazoa, Chordata, Actinopteri, Siluriformes, Trichomycteridae. The coding region runs from base 1 to 1644 and encodes 547 amino acids. Gene Ontology annotation, biological process: tissue development; animal organ morphogenesis.
AUGAUGUUCGGAUCUCCGGCUCUCUCAUUCAUCGCGCUUCUCUGCCUCGGAUGUUCGGAUGCGGCUCCUGGCAGCUCAUUUACGCACGAUGUGAUGAUAAAACAUCGCCAGAUUUCAUCCAGAGCUGUUUCCCAGUCCAGUCCGGCCACUGCCGCAUUCGCCGGGUUAACACCAGCGCCCACCGUCCUGUCCAGCGGCCAGACUGUCACCACCAUCGAGCCUCCCACCACAGACCCCACCACACCAGCACCAGAGCGCAUCUAUCAGGGACAGGAUGCUGCACUGGACCACCAGAACCCAAAUCCAGUUUAUGCCAGGCCCUUGGUGCUACAGAGACGAUCUGUCUCAGUGUCUGAUAAAGCUCAGGACGCAGCAGUCAGGCCUGAUCUUAUCAGCACAUCAGACAAAUCCCAAGAGCUGGUGUGUAACUGCAGUGCGGAGGGUGUGUUAGAGCCGGACGAGUGUGACCGGGAUACAGGACAGUGUGUGUGUGUGGCCGGUUACACCGGGCUGCAGUGUGAGGAGUGUGAGGAGGAUCACUUCAGUAACGGAACCAUCGGCUGUCUGCCCUGUGGCUGCGACUCCUUCGGCGCUGUCGGCCCCGGAUGUGACAGUUCAGGAACGUGUGUGUGUAAGACGGGAGUUUACGGCCCCAAGUGUGACGACUGCCAUCCCGGAUUCUUCCACUUCAGCAGCUCAGGGUGCCAGCCGUGCCAGUGCAACCAGCACUCCACCUACUGCCACCCACAGUCCGGUGUGUGUAUGGACUGUCAGGACAACACUCAGGGACCUAACUGUGAGGAGUGUGUUCCACGCUUCUACCGAGCACCGGGCGGCGCUGUGACGGGCCGCUGUGUGCCCUGUCCCUGCGCUGGGCACAGCUCAUCAGGAACCUGCCACCUCGACCCCAAAGGGCAUCCCGUGUGCGACGAGUGCAAGUCAGGCUUCACGGGGCCCACGUGUGACACGUGUACGGACAGCUUUUAUAAAUCAGGAGACGCGUGCAGGCCAUGUGACUGUAACGGUAAUGCUGACGCCCAGUCUGCACCUAAGAUCUGCCACCCAGAGGACGGACACUGCCUCCAUUGUGCCAACCACACGGCAGGCGCACACUGUGAGCUCUGUGCUUCUGGGUACACAGGGAACGCCCUCGCUCACAACUGCACUCUGAGAGCCGUGAGGCUCCUGCCAGCUUCAACAAGGACGCCCGUCGCCCUCCACACACCCUCUCCUGCACCUCCAUCAUCCCUGCUCUUCACCUCCUCAUCGUCCACUGGACCAAGCCAAGCCCCGCCCCUGCAGCUAGCGCCGAGAGACCCCACAUCCAGCAACAGCACGGCCUCGGCGCUCGCCGUGGUUUCUUGGACGCAGUUUAACGUCAUCGUCCUGGCCGUCAUCAUCGUGCUGUUGGUGGUGCUCAUGGGCUUCGUGGGCGGAGUUUACACCUACCGCGAGUACCGCAACCGCAAGCUCAAUGCGCCCUUCUGGACCAUCGAGCUCAAGGAGGACAACAUCAGCUUCAGCAGCUACCACGAUAGCAUCCCGCACGCCGAGCCUGGAGGCCUGCUGGAGGAGGAGCAGUGCGCCGUGCCGGUCAACGGCCAGCUGGUGAUCGGUGCCACGACUAACGCGUACAAAGCGUGAUCGAUCGGCU